Messenger RNA from Knipowitschia caucasica, 1593 nucleotides. The record is from the annotation of a GenBank genome assembly. Lineage: Eukaryota; Metazoa; Chordata; Actinopteri; Gobiiformes; Gobiidae.
AUGUCCCUGUCCUCUAUGCCGUCUCUGACCACCAACAGACGAGCCACGAGCGUGUACGGGGGCUCAGGAGGGUCAAACGUGAGGAUUUCGUACGCGACCAGAGGCCUCGGCUCCGGGUUUGACUUGUCCUCAGCGCUGCAAGCGGGAGGCGGCAGGGGGUCUGCGGGCACAGACGACCAUGUGAUGGGCAGUGAGAAGCACACCAUGCAGAACCUCAACGACCGCCUGGCCACGUACCUGGAGAAGGUGCGCUCUCUGGAGGCCGCCAACGCCAAACUGGAGAAGCAGAUCCUCGAGUGGUACCAGGAGAAGACCCCCGCGGUGCGCGACUACAGCAAGUUUGAGCCCAUCAUCGAAGACCUGCGCAGGAAGAUCUUGAUGGCCACACAGGACAAUGCCAGGCUCAUGCUGCAGCUUGACAAUGCCAGACUGGCUGCGGAAGACUUCAGAGUCAAGUUUGAGAAUGAGAUGGCUCUUCGUCAGUCGGUGGAAGGGGACAUCAGCGGUCUACGUAAAGUCCUGGACGAGAUCACCAUGGCCCGGUCCGACCUGGAGAUGCAGGUGGAGGGUCUGAAAGAGGAGCUGGUUUAUCUCAAGAAGAACCAUGAGGAGGAAAUGGCGGCGAUGCGCGGACAGGUGACGGGCAGCUCCGUGAACGUGGAGGUGGACGCACAGCCGCAGGUGGACCUCAGCCGUAUCAUGGACGAGAUCCGGGCCCAGUACGAGGGCAUCGCCGAGAAGAACCGGCGGGAGAUGGAAGAGUGGUACAAAGUCAAGUUUGACAACUUGAACAAGCAGGUGGCGAGCAGCUCCGAGUCGCUCCAAACAUCCCGCAGUGAAAUCAAUGACCUCAAGAGGACGCUGCAGAGCCUCCAGAUCGAGCUGCAGUCUCAACUCAGCCUGAAAAGUGCAUUGGAGGAGCAGUUGGCGGAAACGGAGUCGCGCUACAGCCUGCAGCUCAGUCAGCUCCAGGCCAUGGUGGAUUCUCUGGAGAACGAGCUGGGCAGGGUGAGGGCCGACAUCGAGAGGCAGCGCAUGGAGUACCAGAUGCUCCUGGACAUCAAGACCCGGCUGGAGAUGGAGAUCGCAGAGUACAGACGGCUGCUGGACGGAGAGGACGUGACAAUUGUGAAAACUGAACCAGUAAAAACUCAAAGAACCAGAAUUGUGAUUGAAGAGAUCAUUGAUGGAAAAGUAGUCUCACGCUCAGAAGACGUCAAGUCAUCUCUAGAGGAGCCCGGUGGGUGCCAGCAGCUGUGGGUGAAGCCCCGGAGCCUGGAGCUGCAUGUCAACGAGCUGCUGAAAGGGGAGAGAGAGGAAGCCGAAGCAGCGGGCUCCGCCUAUCGCUUCCCGCCCCACAUCCAUCCACACAGUCCGAAUACGACGCGCAGGGAAGACAGGCGACUGAACACGGGCCCUUCACCUCCAAUCCCCAAGCAUGGAGACCCCCUGAUCGAACCCGGCCGUGGAGGGGAGAGGAGGGAGCGCGGGGGGUGGGGGGGACCGCAGGAAACUCAACAAGCACAACCGCGAGUGCCUCUGCUCCACCGAGAUGUCGUGAGGUGUGGCUGCCAACGCUCCCGGAUCAGCUGA